This is a messenger RNA of Cinclus cinclus, 1794 nucleotides long. RefSeq names its product SHC adaptor protein 2 (gene SHC2). NCBI's taxonomy places the organism in Eukaryota, Metazoa, Chordata, Aves, Passeriformes, Cinclidae. Gene Ontology annotation, biological process: cell surface receptor protein tyrosine kinase signaling pathway; intracellular signal transduction. The coding region runs from base 1 to 1794 and encodes 597 amino acids. Gene Ontology annotation, molecular function: receptor tyrosine kinase binding. Gene Ontology annotation, cellular component: plasma membrane. The record is from RefSeq and is a predicted model, not a curated record. The transcript is spliced from 12 exons.
AUGCUCCCGGAGCCCAAGUAUGACCGCUUCCGCGACGAGCCGCUGACCGCCCCCAUGCCGUCGCCGGCCCCCGCGCCGUGCCCCGCGGCGGGCGAGGAGCCCGAGCACGGUACCACCUUCUGCGCGCUGCUGCCGCGGAUGCCGCAGUGGAAGUUCCCCGGCUCCAGCGGCUUCCUCGGCCGCGGCUCCGCCGGCGCCGCCCGGGAUGCCCCCGCCGCGGCGGAGUCCCCCUCGGGGCUGGCCGCUGUCCUGGGCGCCUGCGAGCCGCUCUGCGCCGCGCCCUGUGCGCUGCCGGGCGGCGGGAGGGCGCGGGGGACGGCGGGGAGGGCGCGGGGGGCGGCGGCACCGGCUCGGCCCGGCGGGGACGAGUGGAGCCGCAAGGGCAGCUUCAUCCGCAAACCGGCGCAGGGCUGGCUGCACCCCGACGAGCGGGUGCUGGGGCCCGGCGUCUCCUACAUUGUCCGGUACAUGGGGUGCAUUGAGGUGCUGCGCUCCAUGAGGUCCCUCGACUUCAACACCAGGACACAGGUCACCAGGGAAGCUAUCAACAGACUCUAUGAGGCAGUGCCGGGUGUGAAGGGCAUCUGGAAGAAGAAGGCUCCCAACAAAGCCCUAUUCUCCAUCCUGGGCAAGAGCAACCUGCACUUCGCUGGCAUGAGCAUCGCUGUCAACAUCUCCGUUGAUGGGCUGAACCUCAUGAUCCCCACCACACGCCAGAUCAUUGCUAACCACCACAUGCAGUCCAUCUCCUUCGCCUCCGGUGGGGACAUGGAUACCACGGACUAUGUCGCCUAUGUCGCCAAGGACCCCAUCAACCAGAGAGCCUGCCACAUCCUGGAGUGCUGCGAGGGGCUGGCACAGAGUGUCAUCAGCACGGUGGGCCAGGCCUUCGAGCUGCGCUUCAAGCAGUACCUACACAGCCCCCCCAAGGUGGUGGUACCCCCAGAGAGGGCGCUAGCUCCAGAGGAGUCAGCUUGGGGAGAGGAUGAGGAGGCAGCUGAGCACGACUACUACAACAGCAUCCCAGGGAAGGAGCCCCCCCUGGGGGGCCUGGUUGACUCCCGGCUCCGCCAUGGCACAGCCCUGGGCCACGUCCGCACUCAGCCCUGCAGCUCUGUCCCCCCCAGCCAGGGGGGGAUAGCAGCCAGACGAGACCCAAGCAGCCACCUAGGGCCACCCUGGGACCUGGAGAGCCAGGGCCAGCCCUGCGACGGGUAUCUGCAGGCAGAUGGCCACACCGUGGGGCCACGGGACUACGAGGAGCACAUGUACGUGAACACACAGAGCCUGGAUGCCUGGGAGCCAGAGCUGGUGGCUCAGGGGGCGGCAGAGGAGAGCCCCAAAAAGGACCUCUUUGACAUGAGGCCAUUCGAGGAUGCCUUGAAGCUCCACGAGUGCAUUGCAGGGGGUGGCACCAGUGCCCCCAUCAAGGACCAGUGGCCAAGCCCUCCCACGCGGAAGGCUCCCAUCGCCCCCACGGAGGAGCAGCUCCGGCGGGAGCCCUGGUACCACGGGAAGAUGAGCCGGCGGGAUGCUGAGAGGCUCCUGCAGAUGGAUGGGGACUUCCUGGUGCGGGACAGCCUCACCAACCCGGGGCAAUAUGUGCUGACGGGCAUGCACAGCGGGCAGCCCAAGCACCUGCUGCUGGUGGAUCCCGAGGGAGUGGUGAGAACCAAGGAUGUGCUGUUUGAGAGCAUCAGCCACCUCAUCAGCCACCACCGGCAGAACGAGCAGCCCAUCGUCGCGGCAGAGAGUGAGCUGCACCUCCGCCAGGUUGUACAGAGGAAACAGUGA